UCGCAUUAAACGAGAAUAAUUUGAGUGACGCAAUACACGAAUUUCGAUACCAUUUUUCAAGGAUUCGUCAACAUUUCUGAAGCUCACGAAGUAAUUAAUAGUUUAAAUCCUCCUAAUCCAUUGGAAUCUGGUGUGAAUCGGAAACUGGUGAUACGAAAUGGACAACGAAAAGAAACGAGUAGCAACUGAAGUAGAGUUCAAUGAAAAACCAUUUGAGCCAGCAAAUUCAGACAAAGUAAUGAUCGAAUCAGGCAAUCAGUCGGAUGAUUGCGUUGACGUCAAAGAUGAACGACAAAUCAAGGAAGAGCCACAGUCAGUCGUUGAAUUAGUUGAUGUUCCUGCUUCGGUAUGGAAUAAUUGUGGCGUUGUACACACAAUUGAUGUCAAUCAACCGAAUGGUGAAUACGAGUUUGACAGUCUCAAUUGCGACGAUAUCAAAAUCAAAGUAAAGGAAGAAACCGACAAGAAAGAGGAAAAACAAUCGAAGACAAAUUUUGAUUCAGCGAAUGAUUCAAUGGGAAUGAUGUACGAUCAUAAGCAGCUAGCACCACUGAACGACGAACACUUCUUACUGCCCGAGAAAGGCCAUGAAUCGUGCAACAAAAACAUUCGCUAUGCAAUUGGUGGUCUGAAAAAUGUGUCGAAGAAGCAUAAAUGUAACUUGUGUGAAUAUGCCUCCAAGCGAAGAUCUGACUUGACGCAACAUAUGAACAAACACACUGCCAAAAAGCCAGCCGUUUUGCAUUUUAUGUGAUUGAACUAGUCAAUCUACAUGACAAUAAUUUCCAAUAACUUUGACAUUUUCAUCUCAUCCUUUUUCAUGACAAAAUUGA
This is a messenger RNA of Sitodiplosis mosellana (orange wheat blossom midge), 833 nucleotides long. RefSeq names its product zinc finger protein Aiolos-like. The transcript has 2 exons. NCBI's taxonomy places the organism in Eukaryota, Metazoa, Arthropoda, Insecta, Diptera, Cecidomyiidae. The record is from RefSeq and is a predicted model, not a curated record. Bases 158 to 754 code for a protein of 198 amino acids.